Molecule: messenger RNA, 1449 nt
Organism: Temnothorax curvispinosus
Lineage: Eukaryota; Metazoa; Arthropoda; Insecta; Hymenoptera; Formicidae
Product: ubiquitin carboxyl-terminal hydrolase 8-like
Exons: 3
Coding region: 48-677 (209 amino acids)
Biological process (GO): protein deubiquitination
Molecular function (GO): cysteine-type deubiquitinase activity
Source: RefSeq, a predicted model, not a curated record
AUAUUCCAAUCGAAUUGACUAAUGCGGAGAAAGAAUGGGACAAAGCGAUGAACUCUGAGAGAUCUAUAAUAUCGGAUUUAUUUUUCGGACUAUUGAGAUGCACUAUUACAUGUUCAUCUUGCAAGCAAGCGAGUAUUACAUACGAGACAUUUAAUAGUUUAACAAUGUCUUUACCUAGGUUCAAUCCGUGUUCUUUAAAUGACUGUAUGGAGGAGAAGUUUGUGACAGGACAGAAAGUGAGCGAAUGGGAGUGUCCCAAGUGCCAGAUACCACGCGACGCGACGAAGAAGUUCGAUUUCGUCAAACUCGCACCCAUCGUCGUGAUUCACUUGAACCGCUUUGCCUACGGAUGGAUGAACGGUGAAUGGUUAGAAAAGCGCCACACCGCCGUCGAUUUUCCUCUCACGGGAUUCAACUUGAAGCCGUACCUCAUGGAGAACACAAUUAUGUCAAACAAUAUCCGUAAUUACAAUUACUCUCUUUACGCGAUAUCGAAUCACUAUGGAAUGGACUAUGGUGGUCACUACACGGCGUUCUGCAAAAACCCUGCGCAAAAUACAUGGUACGAGUAUGAUGAUGAAACUGUCAAGGAGGUGUCGCCGAGCCAAGUAAAGUUUCAAAUAAAUAGGAGUGCUUAUUUGUUAUUUUAUACGUCAUUUCCAAAUACGAUUAUGUAGAUGGAAGGAGGAAUAUGAUUUUCAACACUCUGUAGAUAUAUUAAAUGGUAAACACUCUGUAGAUUAUAUUUUGUAUGAUAAAUCUAUGCGCGAGCAAAACGUAUAGGUGCUGUGACGAUAUUGAAAGCUUUAUCGGUGCUGGCAUUCAUUAAGAAUAUAUGUAUACGAUUUUUCUGUAUUUCUACAGUCUGUUGCUUUAAAGAUAAAGCAAAAUAUAGUUUGUGUUCGAGAAUACUUUACUGAAAUAUGUAUAUAGCUUCGUAUAAUUAUAUUAACAUACCUAAAUAGAUUAAUCAGAUUAUAUAUUAUAUUCGUUUGACAUUUUGCAUUAUUGCAGCCGGAUUAUCAUUUUUGCUUUGUAUCAAAACGAAGCGGAAGGGGCCAUAGUUCUUUGGGUUAUCGAACACGUUAGAUAACAUUUUCGAAGAAUUAAUUCAAAUUUGGAAUUCAUCUGUUGAAAAUAUGUUCUGUUUAUUCAUAUUUUGCACAAAUGGUUUCAACAGUCAUAAAUAGCGUUUAACCAUAGGCAAGACGCAUACGUCGCGUGCGGUUUAGAUAGAUUAGCAGCACACUAACUGCCUUCUUCGCUGCACUGCCAGUAUUGUCACAACGUACGACCAUUUUGUUUUUGUACGUGAAGAAAAACGCUUCAUUGAAACGUACGGUUCUUAAAGAAGAAAAAACAGUUAAAUAGGAUUUCGUUAUGUACGAACUAUUGUAAUAAUAUACAUCUAAAAUGUCAAGGGACAACGUCAAUAACAUCAUUACAAUU